AGGCUCCUCUCUUCCUCGCUUGGUUCGUGAGGCUCCGACGAUAAGGCAAGGCAAGGUUGAAGGUUUCAGAUCGGUUGCGCCUUUAGUUCAUUAAGGGCGCGUUUACCGCAGUGGCAGUUGCAGCAGUGUCCGACCGUCCGCCUCUUUUCUCAGUGCAGUGCCGGCAGCCAGGCACAGACUGACAACACUGUCUGUUGGAACUAUGGCCUACUCCUUAUCCAUCAAUCCAACCAAUCUUCUAGCUGUCAAAACCCAAGAUGGGAAAUCAUGUGGCUGCCUUAUGCACACCAAGCGCUCAUUGAGACAAUGGCAUUUGUUCACUCCUAGAGCAAUUGCUCAACCAGAAAGCAAGAUUGAUUAUAAGAGGUUGGGUUUAAGCAUCGAGGAAGCUGAGGCUGCUGUCAUAAAUGGAAAUGUGCCACCUGCACCCCCUGUUCCUGCGAAACCGAAAGCUCCUGCUGGGACGCCAGUUGUUCCCUUACUUCCUCUUACCAGACGACCACGUCGGAAUAGGAAAUCGGCUGCACUAAGGGCUGCUUUUCAGGAAACAACUGUGUCUCCUCAAAAUUUCAUCCUUCCUCUUUUCAUUCAUGAAGGUGAAGCAGAUGCUCCUAUUGGAGCUAUGCCUGGAUGCUACAGGCUGGGAUGGAGGCAUGGGCUUUUAGAAGAGGUAUACAAGGCUCGAGAUGUUGGAGUUAAUAGUGUUGUUCUUUUUCCAAAGAUUCCUGAUGCAUUGAAGUCAGCUACAGGAGAUGAAGCCUAUAAUGAGAAUGGCCUUGUGCCUCGAGCUAUACGCCUUCUCAAGGAUAAAUAUCCAGAUAUUGUUAUUUAUACAGAUGUUGCCCUGGAUCCUUAUUCUUGUGAUGGGCAUGAUGGCAUUGUUAGUGAAGAUGGAACAAUUAUGAAUGAUGAGACUGUUCAUCAAUUAUGCAGGCAAGCUGUUGCACAGGCUCGGGCUGGAGCUGAUGUUGUAAGUCCUAGCGAUAUGAUGGAUGGUAGAGUUGGGGCAAUUCGAUCAGCUCUGGAUGCAGCAGGCUAUGAGAAUGUUUCAAUCAUGGCAUAUACAGCAAAGUAUGCAAGUGCAUUUUAUGGCCCUUUCAGAGAAGCACUUGAUUCAAACCCUCGUUUUGGAGAUAAGAAGACUUAUCAGAUGAAUCCAGCCAAUUAUAGGGAAGCUCUCAUUGAAACACAUGAAGAUGAAGCUGAAGGAGCUGAUAUCCUUAUGGUGAAACCGGCCAUGCCGUAUUUAGAUGUCAUAAGGCUUCUGCGGGAUAAUUCUUGCCUGCCUAUUUCAGCAUAUCAGGUUUCUGGCGAGUACUCGAUGAUCAAGGCUGCUGCAGCUAACGGCAUGCUAGAUGAAGAAAAAGCAAUGAUGGAGUCCUUACUGUGUAUCAGGCGAGCAGGUGCAGAUGUGAUCCUAACAUACUUCGCUUUGGAGGCUGCUAGGUAUUUAUGUGGUGAGAAGAGAUGAGAAUUAGUUUUCUAAUUAUGAACAGCAUAAAGAGGUCUUGACUAGUUUUUGCUUCAAUCUUGUGGAAAGUAUGGCAGGAAAUUGUAACAGUUUGUACAUCAAAUUUUGUGUAGAGAUGACAAUUAUUUUUUCUAUCGUUGCCAGUUAAGUUAAUAGAUGUUUUGAUCCAA
Nymphaea colorata (pocket water lily) is the source of this 1641-nucleotide messenger RNA. Its product is annotated as delta-aminolevulinic acid dehydratase, chloroplastic-like. The coding region runs from base 203 to 1471 and encodes 422 amino acids. The record is from RefSeq and is a predicted model, not a curated record. The transcript has 14 exons. Gene Ontology annotation, molecular function: porphobilinogen synthase activity; zinc ion binding. Gene Ontology annotation, biological process: heme biosynthetic process. Gene Ontology annotation, cellular component: cytosol. Lineage: Eukaryota; Viridiplantae; Streptophyta; Magnoliopsida; Nymphaeales; Nymphaeaceae.